Trichoplusia ni (cabbage looper) is the source of this 1029-nucleotide messenger RNA. RefSeq names its product DNA-binding protein RFXANK-like. Lineage: Eukaryota; Metazoa; Arthropoda; Insecta; Lepidoptera; Noctuidae. The coding region runs from base 98 to 841 and encodes 247 amino acids. Gene Ontology annotation, cellular component: cytoplasm; nucleus. Gene Ontology annotation, molecular function: protein binding. The record is from RefSeq and is a predicted model, not a curated record. The transcript is spliced from 5 exons.
GUGAUUUGUGAGUGAAUUCAUAAUCUGUAUUCUGUCAUUCUGUCUGCAUUUGUUGUCUAUAUUUUGGGGUUGAUUGAAAACAAAAAGAAAUUGAAUAAUGGAAGAAGCAGUGUCUGUAAAGCAUGAGGGUAAAAAUAUUGAUAUAAAGCAAGAAAAUGUGGAUAGUUAUAAGCUCGAAUUUGAUUCGGGAAGUCAGGAUAGUAGCAAAAGUGGUAGCGGAGGAUAUCAACGAUGGGCGCCCAAUUUAAAUGGUGUAAGAAAAAGUGCAUUUACGCCGUACAAAUCGGUCCAGUGCACCGCGUUAACAAAUUUACAAAGAGGUAAUACGCAGGCGCGAGUCCCGGAGUUACCCCAGCCAGAUUGUAGCCUACACGCGAAGGCUGGCCGCGGCGAAAUAACCCGUGACGACGUGAAACUGGAGCAGUAUGUUGACAUCACUGAUGAACACGGCCUCACUGCCCUCCACUGGGCAGCUAGCUACGGCCAGCUGAACAGUUGUCAAGAUUUGGUAUGGUGUGGUGCCAAUGUUAACAUGCGGGGUCCUGAAGGGGAGACGGCACUACACCUGGCAGCGGCGGGCGGACACCAUGAGGUUGUGAAGUUCCUUCUCAAUGAGGGGGCUGAUGCUGACAUACAGGAUGAUUCUGGUAGCACAGCAUUGAUGUAUGCAGCAGCAGCCGACUUCCCUUACACUUGUAAUGAGCUUCUGAUCAGAGGUGCAGAUCUCACACUUACCAAUGAUUAUGACCAAGAUGCUUACACACUGACCACUACCAAUAACUGCAAACUGGCACAAACUGUGAUAGAAAACUUUUUGAUUGGCUGCCUCAGUAAAAUGUGAAACUAUUAACUGCCAUCUUAUGUUGCUUUAGUCAACCAAGACAGCAGAUUCAUUUGCCUCCAGGAGUUAAAUGAAAAUACAGGGAUUUAGUUUAUAAUGUAAAUUAAUAUAUAUUUUUAAGUUCAUUAUAUACAAAUUACAACAAUGUGACCAUAAAUAAGUAUGACUCAAUUACAGACAAUAUCAAA